Messenger RNA from Trachymyrmex cornetzi, 2550 nucleotides. Its product is annotated as ATP-dependent DNA helicase PIF7-like. NCBI's taxonomy places the organism in Eukaryota, Metazoa, Arthropoda, Insecta, Hymenoptera, Formicidae. Gene Ontology annotation, molecular function: DNA helicase activity. Gene Ontology annotation, biological process: DNA repair; telomere maintenance. The record is from RefSeq and is a predicted model, not a curated record.
AUGGAUAUACAAUUUCUUGCUGAAAAAUCUACGAUUCUUACUGGAUAUGUUACUAAAUAUAUUAAUAAAGAAGGGAAAAGUGAAUUAUCCGAUUCUAAUCUUGAGAGUAAAAAUCAGAAAAACAGAAAAGUGGCGAGCUAUCUUUGGAAUAUUGGUUUACGAUUCAUGAAUAAUAGGGAAUCUGGAGCUCUUGAAGCUGCUGAUACAUUGCUAGGUAUUCCUUUAUAUGGGACUGAUAAAAAUACGAGUAUUAAAUGGUUAGAUGUUAAUCAAAUACGAUACAGAAAAGUUAAAAGUUGUAAAGAAGUUGAAGCUCUUGACGCAGAUUCUACAGAUAUAUUUUGUCUAUCUAUAAUAGACAAUCAUUAUCCAUAUAGACCGAAAGAAUUUGAAUCGACGUCUUUAUACGAAUUUGUAAAAUGGUAUGAUAUUACGAAAAUCAAACCACGAAGUAAAAAUAUGACGUAUUAUAAGAUGAACAAUGGUUAUUAUCUUAAACGGCGACAGCGUGGAUAUCUUAUUAAUCAUUAUAAAUAUAGUGUUAAUACGCAGCCGGAAAAGUAUUUUUUUUCAUUACUUCUUAUGUUUAAACCAUGGCGGAAAAUAGAAGAGCUUAAAAAUGGAUGUGAUACAUAUGCAGAAUCAUUUCACAAGAUAGAAUUAUAUCUUGUUCAAGCAUUGCAAUAUCAUGAAAGAAUGGAGGAAUUGCAAAAAGCAUUAGAAACAGCAAAUCAAUUAGUUCAACAACAAUUAGACGAGAAACAGCAUGAAUCACAAGAUGAUCCUGAUAAUCCGAUAGGUGUUCAAAAUAUUCAGGCUGGUGAAGCAAUACAAGAUUUUAAAGAUCUUGGUAAUAAAUGUAACGAAGAAAUUGAUAUAUCUGAAAUGAUGUUAAAAUUAAAUGGAGAUCAAAAAAGAGUAUUCGAUAACGUUACUAAUACCGUUAUGUUAGAUAAAAAAUUAUUACGAUUGUACGUUAGUGGAGAAGGAGGUACCGGAAAAAGUUUCUUGAUUAAAACUAUUAAAUGUUGGAUAAAACAAAAUCUCAGCAAAGAUACUGCUAUAGCGGCACCCACUGGUAUAGCGGCGUUUAACAUUGAUGGUUUGAGAGCACAUAGAUUGUUUCAAUUACCAGUUGAACAUGGUAAUAUUCCUAAGUACAAACCAUUAGCUGAUCACGUUUUAAAAAUUUUACGAGUAGAUCUCAAAGAUGUCCUUUUUAUAAUUGAUGAAGUAUCAAUGAUAUCUAAUUUAACUUUAUUGUAUACACAUCUACGAUUAUCUGAAAUAUUCAAUACUAUCGACUGUGAUGAUGGUUGGUUUGGUCAAAAACAUAUUCUUUUAUUUGGAGACUUGCUUCAAUUACCUCCUGUACAUGAAGAUCCUGCCUUUGUACGUUUAUCGAAUAAAUAAAUUCAAAAAUUUCUUGGUUUCUUACAUACUGUUUGUUAAUGGACUACCUUAUUUGACUAUGACGAAUUGACGAUUAAUAUGCGCCAGCAAGGAAAAUUUUAUCGUGAAUUACUCUCGAGAAUUCGUAUUGGUUUAGUAACAAAAUCUGAUUCUGACAUUCUCAAAAAAAGAAAAAUAUCCUUAAAAAGUGAGUCUCAAGAAGCAAGAUUAAAUGAAAUAUGUAAUUUUAUAGAUAAUUUACCUUUUGAUACUGUUUGUUUACUGCCUACUUGUAAUAUGUGUGAUGUUCUCAAUACUGCAAUGUUAAAUCGUAUUUCUUCAAAAGAAAUAUUAUUAAUUGCUGAAGAUGAGAUUUUUGAAUGUAUUCCAUAUAUCAAAAAAAAAGUAUCAAAAGUAUUAACGGAUAAUAAUGAUAAUAAUAGUAGAACAGCUGGACUUUCAAAACAAAUAUCAGUUAAAAUUGGAGCAAAAGUUAUAAUAAGACGCAAUAUUGAUGCCAGUUUGGGUCUUGUUAAUGGCACAAUUGCUACAGUUAUUUUAAUUGUGCAGAAUACUAAUUAUGUAGAAAAAAUUAAACUUCUUUUAUCAUCUGAUUUAGAAUAUUUUAUUGAAAGAGUAAAAGUCAAGUUUCAAGUGAUGGAUAAAGCAUUUGUUAUUAGAAAACAAUUUCCUUUAUCUUUGAGUUAUGCUAUUACCGUUCAUAAAAGUCAAGGAUUAACCAUGAAGAACGUUGUUAUGGAUAGAGGUAAUUCUGUAUUUAGUUGCGGUCAAAUUUAUGUUGUAUUAUCUCGAGUAACAUCUUUACAUGGGUUGUAUUUGAUUAAUUAUGUUCCUUCAUCUAUAAUAGCUAGUGAAGAAGCAAUUAUUGAAUAUAAUCGGCUAAAACGACUACAUAAACCACAAGCACAAAUUACUGCUAUUUCAAAAGAGGGUUAUCGUAAAAUUAAAAAUGUGCUAUGGGCAUUACCAAACAUAAUAACUUCCGUCCAACAAGCACGGCAACAGUACCGAUUCGGUGAAAUUACCGAAACGGUCAAAAAACCAUAUCGUGUGAACGGGCUCUUACGCGAAUCUGUCAAGAUUUCCAGACGGCGAUUAUGGGAUUUCAAUAACAGCUCUCCCUUGAUUGAGUUCUAA